AUGCGGAACAAGGCUAUUCCCUGUCAGGAAUGCCGCACCCGUCAUGUAAAGUGCGAUGAACAAAAGCCGAAAUGUCAACGAUGCGAGCGCACAGGUUCUUCCUGCGUGUGGCAGGCUAUUUCUUCGGAGUUUAGGCAUGGCUCUAGUGCCAGUGCCCUGUAUGACUUUGCAGAUGAUCAACCCUGGUUACCAGCCGGGCACGUGGACUACGAGUAUGUUGAUGAGACUGCUGAUAUAGCUCAGCAUUAUUGCUCGGAUCUUCCUCCUGCAUCUACAUCACCCUUGGUAUCGGAAAGACGCCGAAGUGUGGCUUCUGAGAAUCGGAGUCUUGCCGAGCCUUCUAAUUCCGAAACAGCCCAAACAUAUUCAUUCGUCUCACCGCGCGGGCUCGAUAGUAAUUUGAUACCAAGCUACUCGCCAUCCGCCUUACAGCUUUCUCUGGAAAGUCAUUCAGUGUCGGCGUCUCCUCAUCUCUCUCUUAGCAGCUAUUCCCCUUUAGGGCCCAGGGAAUUUGCCAAUCCCUCUAAUGGCCAACCGCCGUAUCUAGAGGAACAUGAAGCAUGUCUUUUGCGAUAUUUUAUUGUUGAGCUUGCACCCUGGUUCGAUCUUUGCGAUGGGGAGAGACAUUUUGCUUGUACCGUGCCUUUACGAGCUCUUACCUGUCCACCUUUACUCAAUGCCAUAUAUACUGCGUCUGCCAGACACCUGAGCCGGAUCAAAAAAUACUGGCGUGGAAAUCAAGUUUACUAUGGAGGCAAAGCGCUUCCAAAUUUGACGUCGGAAACAGCCAUACACUACCACAACGAAUGUAUAGCGCAUCUUGUCUCCAUUUCAGACCACUCACGGGAAGCCCAAAAUGAAAAUUUACUUGCUGCCGCUGUAAUUCUACGCUUCUAUGAAGAGGUGGACUUCCCGUCCAUGGGUGAGGAUACUGAGAGUGCACUUCGAGGAAUCCGAAUAUUUCUGAAUUCCCAGAUAAUACCUGCAGUAUCUGGAUAUGGGCUGCGCCAUGCAGCUUACUGGAUUGCCCUGCGCCAAGAAAUCACCACCGCAUUUAGCAAACAACGAAGCUUCCGACUUCCACUAGAACCCUGCGAGCCAUACCGAACCUUUGAGCCAGCCGACGACUAUGUCUGGGCAGAUCGACUAGUAAUUCACUGCGCCGACGUUCUACAAUAUUGUUACGGAUCAGAGGAAGAUCUAUCGGGAGACCAACAUCAGCCAAGCCGGGACAUUCUCCACCAGCCUGGAACAGCAACGGACAUGCGCAUCGCACGCCACGAGGAACUGGUCGCAUUUGAAACUUUGUGGAUUGAACUGGGCCCGCCCAGUUUCCAUCCCAUCUACUCACGGGAACCCGAUCGUUCACGUGGCGAGGUAUUUCCCAAAUUGUGGUACCUGAAUAAUUGCCACGUUGUAGGCCUCCAAUUCCUCGAGCUCGCACGCAUUCUGCUCACAGUCUAUGAUCCCAAGUUGCCCCGUUUGGGUCCAGGGCAGCGUACGGCAAUGAAGGCCAUGGAUGAAAAAGUGCGGUCGAUUGUUAUCAGGCUGUGUGGGAUUGCGCUUUCUAAUGAACAUAGUCCUCCUGGCUUGGUGACGGCGUCUGCUGCAAUCGGGCUGUGUGGGGAUCGGUUCACGGAUCGAUUUGAACAGGAGGCGUUGCUUGGGGUUUUGGUUCAGUUGGAAGAUCAGCAUGCCUAUCCCACCUUGAGUGUACAAGAAUCGUUGAAAUUGGCGUGGGGAUGGGAGGGGAAGUAG
Molecule: messenger RNA, 1758 nt
Organism: Penicillium verhagenii
Lineage: Eukaryota; Fungi; Ascomycota; Eurotiomycetes; Eurotiales; Aspergillaceae
Product: Zn(II)2Cys6 transcription factor domain-containing protein
Exons: 7
Coding region: 1-1758 (585 amino acids)
Biological process (GO): positive regulation of transcription by RNA polymerase II
Cellular component (GO): nucleus
Molecular function (GO): transcription cis-regulatory region binding; zinc ion binding; DNA-binding transcription factor activity, RNA polymerase II-specific
Source: RefSeq, a predicted model, not a curated record